UCCCUCUGCGUCAGUCGUUCGCGAAGCCUUGCAGGCGGCGGAUAGUGCGCAGUUCGCCUAUUGGUUGUAGUGUCUAUUGGUCUUUUUCUUUUCUACCCCUCUGUAAGAAAAAAUCAUAAAAAACAACGAGGAAAACGGUGCGCCUCGGAGGCGCUGCCGCAAGUGUACGGUGCCGAAUUUCAUCACGGUGAUUGACUUCGCUGCCGGUUCUUCUCCACACGGUCAAUAAUGAGGGACAUGGCGGGCAAGAUCGCCGAGUUGAAGUUCGAGGCACCCCUCGCACGUUUCGAGGAGGAAGACACGGCCAGCUUGAAAAAUAUGAAUCUACUGACAGAGCAAUUGCUGGACACGAGUUUAAACACGAGCUACGGAGAGAAUUGUAACGCGAACGAGCCAGCGACUACGCACGAAAAUGGUACCGAUAUACUGCAAGAGGGGACAUUCAGCCCCUUCAGCGGCAGUCUCGAGGAUCUCGUUAACACCUUCGACGAGAAGAUAACAUCCUGCUUUCGCGAUUACGGCACGAACGUCGAGUCCCUGGCACCCGUGCAAGUACGCACGCAGGAAGAAAUUAUGAACGAGUGCCAAAUGUGGUGGACGAUUACCGGUACGUUUGGUAACAUAUUACCAAUCGAUUGGAGCAAAUCGUACGCUAGAAAAAUGCACAUGCCCGCGCUUAAUUUGAACGAGGCUCCGGUUUCACACGAAAGACCUGAACUAGAGGAUUUAAGUAGCGAAGAUGAGGCUGUCGCAACUGAUUUGGACAUGCAUGCUUUGAUCUUGUCCAGUAGCACCGAUACUCACAGCCCAGAGGAACCGCUUAAGACUGCGGAAGAGGUACUCCGUGAAAUAGACGAUAUAAUGCAGGAAAGUCCGUCGAUGGAAAGAUCACCGGAUUCCGAUGGGUCUUUAUUGGAUAGCGACGAGGCACUGGAGAGGAGCAGAGAAGUUCUGGGCUCUCCGCUGCACGAGAAAAAGCUAAAACAACUUACCUCCAGCCAACUGACUGAGUUACUCGGGGAGAUGGAAUCCUUGGUGGGAGCUCUGAGCGAAACUCUCAUCGCGGAACUUGCAUUGCGCGACGAGCUCGAAUAUGAGAAAGAAUUAAAGAAUCAAUUUAUCUCGUUGUUGUUAGCAGUACAAAAUCGACGAAGACAGCAUCAUGUCACGAGAAAGAGAAAUCAAAUGCAAAAUGGUACUAGUCCUUUACCACAACAUAGAUCGCUUCAAGAAUCUAAGUAUUUAACUACCGUAAUUCCGUAUCAUAUGGACAGUGGCCCACCAGACAAUCAGGCAUUACAAGUUCUCAUUAAAAUAUUAAAAGCAAUUAGCGAAGACAGUCCAACUGUACCUACUUUACUAACAGAUUAUAUACUCAAAGUAUUGUGUCCUACUUAGUGAGCGUACCAUAAAUUCCUCACGGAAAUCGAUAAAAAUCAGAAAGAAAGAUAUUAAUUAUUAACGAAUACAAUUUGCUCUCUUCUUGCCAAUACGCUUUCAGCCGUUGUUGUGCCGCAUAUUCUUGCGUUAAGGCAGGUGAUUUUGCUUCUAAAUUGUGUCUGGAACUACACACUGUAUCGACUUUAGAUUCAUAGAUAGAAUCCGUGACACUCACAUCUAGUCUUACUUUAUAUAUUAUCACGUGUAUAUUAUUUUACAUAAGAUAUAUUUCUAAUAAUCUAUGUAUGCGCUCUAUAAAAUACCUCUUAAUCGUGUACGACUUAUAAAAUCUUCAUUUUUGUAUACGUCAUCAUGAAUUUCGUGACAAUUCAGUUUUUUGUAAUUUUUUGUACAUAAAGAUCUUAUCGAAAUGUGUGAACAAAUUUUACUAUAUUACCGAAAAUAUUUAUAUUUAUGUAGAAAAAUAUACCAAUUAACUUGUAGAUUACAACAUAUAAACUUAUGAAUUUAGUAUAUAUUGUUGUAAUGCUCAUGUACCUAGAAUUAUCUAGUAACGUAUCGCGCAAAAAUAAAAACAUCUUGUUGCUGGAACAACCUUAUGAAUCUACACUUGAAAUCUGUUUAAUAAUUACAUACAAGAUGCCAUUGAACACUUUGUGUACGGCAACACAGUUGUUUUACACACAUUGCAGAUAUUGUGUUUGUUGAAAUAAAGAAAUAAAUUGAACAAUCUUA
Molecule: messenger RNA, 2136 nt
Organism: Bombus huntii
Lineage: Eukaryota; Metazoa; Arthropoda; Insecta; Hymenoptera; Apidae
Gene: Unc-76
Product: fasciculation and elongation protein zeta-2
Exons: 9
Coding region: 229-1398 (389 amino acids)
Cellular component (GO): axon; cytoplasm
Source: RefSeq, a predicted model, not a curated record